Molecule: messenger RNA, 1664 nt
Organism: Tupaia belangeri chinensis (Chinese tree shrew)
Lineage: Eukaryota; Metazoa; Chordata; Mammalia; Scandentia; Tupaiidae
Gene: PEX12
Product: peroxisomal biogenesis factor 12
Exons: 3
Coding region: 539-1618 (359 amino acids)
Biological process (GO): protein monoubiquitination; protein import into peroxisome matrix
Cellular component (GO): peroxisomal membrane; peroxisomal importomer complex
Molecular function (GO): ubiquitin-protein transferase activity; protein binding; zinc ion binding
Source: RefSeq, a predicted model, not a curated record
GCGGCUUGUCAGAAAGCAGGGACCUCUCUCCUCACGUGGCGUCGGGGUCCAUCGCGCCUCGCCUGGGGUCAGCGAGCAAGGACGGGCGCGCAAGGGUAUUUCGCCGCCGUCGGCGAGAGCCAGCCCUCGCGUCCCGGGGCCACACUGGCACCUCUGACCGCUCAGAACCGGCUGGCUUCUGAGCCCUCACGAUUGAGGGUCCCUGGUUCCAGCUCCGGAGGACAGCGCCCCUUCGCCCAUACCUGUCCCCAGUCACGCUCUGCCCUGACGCCCAGCAGCUGACAAACCCCCGCUUUCCCACACACCUGCGCCCACGUCCGCGCUCACUUCCUUCCUAACCUUAACCUGAGGCCCCUCCCCUCCGCCGCCAGGAGAGAUUCGUUUUCCCCCGUUUUUAAUCUCGCCUGUAAAACUGCGUUUGGGGUUGGGGGUGUCAUGCAGAAAGAUUUCCCUUGAGACUGAGUACCCAUUCGAUACAAAGAGUUCAUGCUCACCAGAGAGCUUGUGGGAUAAGGGAAAGCCGUGCACACAGUAAAUAAUGGCUGAACACGGGGCGCACAUCACAACAGCUUCUGUGGCAGAUGACCGGCCAUCCAUCUUUGAGGUGGUAGCACAGGACAGUUUAAUGACAGCAGUGAGACCUGCUCUUCAGCACGUGGUUAAGGUUCUUGCAGAAUCAAAUCCUGCCCACUAUGGCUUCUUUUGGAGGUGGUUCGAUGAAAUCUUCACUCUGCUAGAUCUUCUGCUCCAGCAGCAUUAUCUGUCUAAAACCAGUGCCUCGUUUUCUGAAAACUUUUAUGGUUUAAAACGGAUUCUAAUGGGGGACACUCACAAGUCUCAAAGAUUGGCCAGUGCUGGUCUCCCAAAGCAGCAGCUUUGGAAAUCGAUUAUGUUCCUGGUUCUUCUUCCCUAUCUGAAAGUGAAGCUGGAGAAGCUGGUUUCCAGCCUGAGAGAGGAGGAUGAAUAUUCUAUUCAUCCCCCUUCUUCCCACUGGAAACGAUUUUACAGAGCCUUCCUGGCUGCCUACCCAUUUGUUAACAUGGCCUGGGAAGGCUGGUUUCUUGUUCAACAACUUCAGUACAUCCUAGGAAAAGCUCAGCAUCACUCACCACUGCUGAAGCUGGCUGGAGUUCGGUUAGGUCGACUGACAGUGCAGGAUAUACAAGCUCUGGAGCACAGACUAGCCAAAGCCAGCAUGAUGCAACAACCAACCAAGAGCAUUAGUGAGAAGAUAAAGUCAGCUCUGAAGAAAGCUCUGGGGGGUGUCGCCUUAUCCCUCUCUACUGGCCUUUCUGUGAGCGUAUUCUUCCUGCAGUUCCUUGACUGGUGGUACUCAUCUGAAAAUCAAGAAACCAUCAAAUCACUGACUGCCCUGCCUACACCACCACCACCUGUACACCUAGACUAUAACUCUGAUUCUCCCCUGUUACCCAAAAUGAAGACUGUGUGCCCAUUGUGUCGUAAAACCCGGGUAAAUGAUACCGUUCUUGCCACCUCUGGCUAUGUAUUUUGUUAUCGCUGUGUGUUUAAUUAUGUGAGGAGCCACCAAGCUUGCCCCAUCACAGGUUAUCCAACAGAAGUACAACAUCUGAUUAAACUGUACUCCCCUGAAAACUGAAAGGGAUUAGUAGCUCAUCUCACAACAAAAGUAUUGUACUUCAAGG